This is a messenger RNA of Lingula anatina, 3490 nucleotides long. RefSeq names its product vacuolar protein sorting-associated protein 18 homolog. Gene Ontology annotation, cellular component: HOPS complex; endosome. The record is from RefSeq and is a predicted model, not a curated record. NCBI's taxonomy places the organism in Eukaryota, Metazoa, Brachiopoda, Lingulata, Lingulida, Lingulidae. Gene Ontology annotation, molecular function: protein-macromolecule adaptor activity. Gene Ontology annotation, biological process: intracellular protein transport; lysosome organization; organelle fusion.
UAUGACGUCAAAUUCAGGCACUAAGAGUUCAAGGACGGCUUUUGAGGAAGAGGAGGCAGAAUGAGCUCGGGGAGAUAAAUAUUAGGAGUUGAAAGCUGACAAGAACAAAAAUGGCCAGUCUUUUUGACCAGUAUGAGCAAGCUUCAUCUAAAAGCUACAGCACCUAUAAGCCAGCAGAAGCUGUGUUAGAACCAAUCCAGACAUCAGGGUUCAUCUCUGCAAGCCUAGAUGAUGAAACUCCAAUCUUCAGCAAACAGAGAAUUAACUUCAGUCCACCAGGCAGAGUAACCCACACUGUAGUAUGUAACAACUUUCUGGUCAUGGCAUUGACUAAUAAUAUGCUGCUAAGGAUUGACUUAGAAAACCCUGGAGCACCUGAUGAGGUGGAAGUAACAAAACCAGGGACAGACAAAAUACACGAAAUCUUCUUGGAUCCCACAGGCAGACAUCUUUUAGUCAGCAUGUCAUCACAAGAGAACUACUAUUUAUCAAGAAAUUCAAAGAAACCUAAACUGCUGGGCAGAAUGAAGGGUCAUCAGAUAGAUUCAGUUGGCUGGAACCUCCAGAAUACAUCAGAAACCACCACUGGAUCCAUACUUUUGGGGACCAGCAAAGGUCUGAUAUUUGAGACUGAGAUCCAGUCUGGAGAGGACAGCAGGUUCUUCCAAGCCACUCUGGAGCAGUAUUGGAAACAGUUGUUUAACCUUGGCAGGGACAGACCUGCCCAUGUCACAGGUCUGGCAUUUGAGAAGAUUCCCAGUGGGUCUAUGAAUGAGUACAAAUAUUUUGUACUUGCAACCACACCAGGACGGCUCUACCAGUUCCUAGGUAACAUCCCAAGCUCCACUGAGCCUCCAAUGUUUCAGCAUGUAUUUGAAUCCUAUCUUGAUAUGCCAGAGAGUUUUCUGGAGUUGCCUGGCAAUUUUGGCUACAGCAAACUUCAGCUGUAUUACCCAAAAUACAGAGGUCUUCCUACUUCAUUUGCUUGGAUGACAGGACCUGGUAUUUACUAUGGCAAGAUAAACCCAAAUGCAACCAAAGAUUCUGUCACAACAGACACAAAGCUUAUGCCAUAUCCCAAAGAUGAUGAGAACAAGUCGAAACCUAUUGAUAUUGUGCUUACAGAGUUCCAUGUUCUGAUACUCUUCCCAGAUAGGUUAAAAGCCAUCUGUGUGCUCAAUGAACAGCUGAUAUUUGAUGAUGUCUAUGCUGAAAGACAUGGGGUUCUUCAAGGUUUGUGCAAAGACCCUGUUCGAGGAACUAUUUGGGCUUAUACCGACCAGUCCAUUUUCAAAUACAAGAUAACAAGGGAAACUAGGGAUGUUUGGCAGAUGUUUCUUGACCGUGGGGAAUUUGAAUUGGCUAUGAAGUAUUGUGAGGAUAACCCAGCUAACAAGGACAAGGUGCUGACAAGACAGGCAGAGCAGUUUUACAAAGAUGGACAAUAUGAAAAGAGUGCCAAGCUGUUUGCUCUGACUCUCAACAACUCUUUGGAAGAAGUGGCACUUAAGUUCAUUCAGACAGAACAGAAAGAUGCACUCAAAGUUUAUCUCAUAAGAAAACUGAAAGGACUUAAGGACGAGGACAAAACUCAGAUCACAAUGUUGGUAACAUGGUUGACAGAGAUUUAUUUAAACCAGCUUGGUGAGCUAAAAGAGCAAGGACAAGAUAUGAAUGAGGACUAUGAUGCUUUGCAAGAUGAAUUCAGAAAGUUUCUUGCUUUUAAGCGUGUGAAGGAUUGUGUUACACACAACCGUAAUACUAUCUAUGACCUGAUAGCUAGUCAUGGGGAUGUUGAGGAUCUGAUUUAUUUUGCUACUUUAAUGGAAGAUUUUGAAAGAGUAAUUACACAUUAUGUUCAGCAUGACAACUACAGGGAAGCUUUGGAGACGCUAGCAAAACAUUGCACGAAUGACACAGAAUUGGUCUACAAGUUUUCACCAUUGCUGAUGCAGCAUGUUCCUAAAGAAACUGUUGAUGUUUGGAUUCACCUUGGCAGACAGCUAGACCCCAAGAAGUUAAUACCUGCUCUGGUGCAAUAUGACCAUGAAAAGAGAAGGGAACAGGACAAUGAAGCCAUCAGGUAUCUAGAAUUCAGCAUCACAACACUGGACAAUAAAGAUGAGGCGAUUCAUAACUAUCUCCUGUCACUCUAUGCCAAGUUGCAACCUGAUAAACUGAUGGCAUAUCUUAAACUAGAAGGAGAAGACCAGGAAGAAGUGAGCUAUGAUGUGAAGUAUGCACUGCGGCUAUGUGCUGAGCAUGAUCAGAAGAGAGCCUGUGUCCACAUCUACAGCACCAUGGGCUUGUAUGAGGAGGCAGUGGAUUUAGCAUUACAGGUGGAUGUGGAUUUGGCCAAGCACAAUGCAGACAAGCCAGAGGAUGAUUUGGAGUUGAAGAAAAAGUUAUGGUUGAGAAUAGCUCGACAUGUUGUAGAAGAAGAGAAAGACAUUAAAAGAGCCAUGGCAUUCCUCCAUGAAUGUGAUUUGUUGAAGAUAGAAGAUAUUCUACCUUUCUUUCCGGAUUUUGUAACAAUUGAUCAUUUCAAGGAUGCCAUUUGCACCUCCCUGCAGGAAUACAAUCAGCACAUUGAGAAACUGAAGGAGGAGAUGGAAGAGGCCACACAAAGUGCCAAGGACAUCAGAGGAGACAUACAGAGCUUCAGAAACAAAUUUGCAUUUGUAAAGGGCCAGGAUAAGUGUUCUUCCUGUGGGUUUCCACUGAUGACCAGAACAUUCCAUGUGUUUCCUUGCAUGCAUAAGUUCCACACAGAUUGUCUUACUACUGAGGUAUUGCCCCAUCUGAGUACUAUUAAAAGAACACAAGUUGAAGACUUGCAGAGAAAGUUGGCAUCUUCCAAAGAAGAUCCCACCAUGGCCAUUCCAGAGUUAAAACAAAAUUUAACAGGUACACAGGCAGAUCUAAGGGCAUCCCUGGAUGAAAUAGUGGCGACAGAGUGUGUAUUUUGUGGUGAAUACAUGAUCAAGAGCAUAGACUUGCCUUUCAUCAAAACAGAGGAGUAUGAUGAUGUCAUGAAGACAUGGUUAUAGCUUAUAGGACAGAAGAUUAUUUAUAUUUAGAGAUGGAUGGACUGAAUAAUGCUGAUACAAUUUGUGAAAUGAAAAUAAACAAUGUGUUUUAAGAUUAAAAUUAAAGAGACAAAUAGAACCUAAGAUCUGAAAAUAGGACUCACGUGGACUUUAAAUUUUAAUUUAUAUUUUAUAUUGCUAUAAAAUUACUGACAGAAAAUGAAUUCAUCCAGUUAUAUGUGACAGCUGCUAUUAUAAUAGUCAAAGACUUAUUCAGACCAGUGCGCGUAUCAGCAUACUAUUUAUUGUUGCAUGGUAGCUAAUUAUCAUUGUUGACAGAUUUGGUGCAAGUCAUUUCAAAUAGAACUUUUUUCUGUAUUUGUUUGACUUUUACAAUAAGCCAACCUUCUAGCUGGUAAAGAUAACACGAGAACCUCAUAAAUAAAAGUUUGCCUAAUUUA